This is a messenger RNA of Gekko japonicus, 1122 nucleotides long. RefSeq names its product LEM domain containing 1 (gene LEMD1). The record is from RefSeq and is a predicted model, not a curated record. The coding region runs from base 289 to 1119 and encodes 276 amino acids. NCBI's taxonomy places the organism in Eukaryota, Metazoa, Chordata, Lepidosauria, Squamata, Gekkonidae. The transcript is spliced from 8 exons.
CCCUAAUAAACUGGGGGAUUUAUUUUACACCGUACGUGAAAUGACAAGUAUACAUGAUUUACUUGUUCUAUCAGAUAUGGGCAGGGUUUCCGUUGAAAUACUUGGGAGGAAACUCCAGCAAGAUACGCAGCACGUACGGUCGGAUAUUAAGUUCCUGUUAAAUUUGGGAACAACGUCCCAUUUCUAGUCUAAUUAAAAAGAAUUGGUCACAUGGAAAAUCCCGAAAGAAAGGGAAAGUAGAAACCAAUAGUGAGAGAAAUUCCCUGCUGUCUAUGGCUGUUCAGUGGCAUGAAGGUUGAGGCUGUACUGUUAGACGAAAUGGAGAAAGUUACUGUAGAUGUGCUUAUAGAAAACCAGAAUGAAGGCUCCCCAAAGCAAGACUCCAAAGAUGAAACUGACAUUAGAGCACUGAAUGACACUGAAUUACGGGAACAGCUUUCUGAGUACGGGAUCAGCCCGGGACCAAUAUUACCUUCUACAAGGGCCAUUUAUGAGAAAAAGUUACUGCAGUUCAUGAAGGAUUGCCCAGCAGUAGCAACUAGACGGAAGAGUGAUUAUUGUGUUUCUGAUAAGGGAAAAGAUGCAGAACAAGGAAGAACCACAGAAAUAGUCCUUGAAACAAACAGCCUCAAAGUGACAGCUGAAUGUGCCUCUGGGAUUGAUAACAAAUCACACCUUGAUGUGGCAGAACGGCAGAAGAAACUCUUGUUGCCUGAUGUUGAAUGCAGUUUAGCCAAAAUAGUGGCGGAGUUACAGGAACUAUUGCCAGAGAGUAAAGUAGCAGCAUAUCGGUCCCAAGGACAAAGGAGGAAAGCCAGCAGCAGUCCUAACAGAGAUCACAGGCAAAUGAAAGGUGAUAUACCACACGAAGACUAUGGUUAUCCUGAAGCUAGUGCAGGACAAAGCACUAGAAGAAGAUCCAUAAAGGAGAAUCCCCUUUCAGUGAAGAAAAGUCCUGAAAUCAAAUCCCAGGUGGUGCCUGAGCAACCAGAGGAAGGGUUUAUACCAAUGCGUGUAAAGAUGGCUGUAUUUGCCAUCUUUGUUUUCCUCGUUUUUGUAUAUGUAACUAUGGAAACUAAUCGAGACAAUCCAUUCAUAGCCUUCAUCUCUGGAAAAUGAGCA